UGACCCAGAGACCCCCAAAAAAAGAAGUAAAAAAUGAUUCUUCUUUGUAGCGGUGAAGCCUUUGAUCUGCUGCGACAGUGAUCCAAUUUUCUCCAAUUCUCCUUUCGAUCAAUCACAGUAGCUUCUACGCCGGAAUUAGUUUAGAAGUCAUUAGCUUGUUUGACACCCUAAGAAUAAGAUGUAUCUGUAGCAUAGGAAGCAAUGGGGAAGCCGUCGACGAGUGUCUGUAACACAAUGCAAAGGAAGAGAUGGGCUCUGAUGAUUUUGUUGGUUCUCUCUGUAUCAACCAUUGGGGUGAUUCUAGUGAGAUCUAGCUUUGACUUCUGCAGCGUUGGUGGUAAGAUCAGCAGCCACCAAUUCGUCGAGGAGAAGUUUCGGUCAGCUCCAGAACUGCCGAAUCCUCUAGGAUUCAUGAAAUCGAAGCUCGUUUUACUAGUCUCCCAUGAGCUAUCGCUCUCAGGUGGACCUUUGCUGUUAAUGGAGUUGGCGUUUUUGUUAAGAGGAGUUGGUGCUGAAGUUGUUUGGAUCACUAAUCAGAAACCACUCGAAGCAGAUGAGGUUAUAUACAGUUUGGAACACAAGAUGUUGGAUCGAGGAGUGAAGGUCAUCUCUGCAAAGGGAAAGAGAGCCGUAGAUACAGCUCUCAAGGCUGAUUUGAUUGUUCUAAAUACUGCCGUGGCUGGGAAAUGGCUCGAUGCCGUUCUCAAGGAAGAUGUUGGCAGAGUUCUUCCCAAGAUCCUCUGGUGGAUUCAUGAGAUGAGAGGUCACUAUUUCAAGGCUGAUUUGGUCAAACACCUCCCGUUUGUUGCAGGGGCGAUGAUUGAUUCCCACGCAACAGCUGAAUACUGGAAAAACAGAACUCAGGCUCGCCUAGGGAUUAAAAUGCCCAAAACCUACGUAGUGCAUCUAGGAAAUAGCAACGAAUUGAUGGAAGUAGCUGAAGAUAGUGUUGCCAAGAGAGUUCUCCGUGAGCACGUGGGGGAAUCUCUUGGAGUGCGGACUGAAGACAUACUGUUUGGCAUUAUUAAUAGUGUAUCGCGUGGAAAAGGCCAGGACCUCUUCCUCCGAGCCUUUUACGAAAGUCUUGAAAUUAUCAAGGAGAAGAAACUUCAGGUACCAACAAUGCAUGCAGUAGUUGUAGGAAGCGACAUGAGCCGACAGACAAAGUUCGAGACAGAACUACGCAACUUUGUCCAAGAGAAGAAACUUGAGAACUAUGUUCACUUUGUCAACAAAACCUUAACCGUGGCUCCAUAUGUAGCUGCCAUUGACGUCCUUGUCCAAAACUCCCAAGCCAGAGGAGAAUGCUUUGGGAGAAUAACAAUUGAAGCCAUGGCCUUUAAGCUACCUGUACUAGGCACUGCAGCCGGAGGUACAAUGGAGAUUGUGGUGAACGGAACGACUGGUUUGUUACACAGUGCGGGUAAAGAAGGCGUGAUGCCUCUCGCCAAGAACAUAGUGAAAAUGGCGAUGCAAGUUGAGUUACGGCUAACAAUGGGGAGAAAGGGGUAUGAGAGAGUAAAGGAGAUGUUUUUGGAACAUCAUAUGUCGCAUCGAAUAGCUUCGGUGCUCAGAGAAGUGUUGCAACGCGCAAAGGCUCGUGCUUUACGAUGAGAUAUGAGAUCAUUGUAACUGGAUUUUUUUUUUUUUUUUUUCCAUCAGCUGAUUCAUGGGAAUGUUCUUUGUGUCUCUCUCGUUAGCUUCCAUGGAAUCGGGUUUUACAAAGGAGGCUUUUUGUAUAAUAGUUGUAGCGAAAGAGUCCCAGUUUGGGCAAUUUUUAA
Molecule: messenger RNA, 1781 nt
Organism: Eutrema salsugineum
Lineage: Eukaryota; Viridiplantae; Streptophyta; Magnoliopsida; Brassicales; Brassicaceae
Product: capsular polysaccharide biosynthesis glycosyltransferase CapM
Exons: 5
Coding region: 202-1614 (470 amino acids)
Molecular function (GO): glycosyltransferase activity
Source: RefSeq, a predicted model, not a curated record